Messenger RNA from Caenorhabditis elegans, 816 nucleotides. It is a transcript of the gene C03B8.3, whose product is annotated as TMEM65 family protein. The transcript is spliced from 7 exons. The coding region runs from base 59 to 802 and encodes 247 amino acids. Gene Ontology annotation, cellular component: membrane. The record is from RefSeq and is marked reviewed. NCBI's taxonomy places the organism in Eukaryota, Metazoa, Nematoda, Chromadorea, Rhabditida, Rhabditidae.
UCAUUUCUCAUUUUUUUCAAUUUACAACUACUUGUUUCAAGGCUAGCAAAGAUACCGUAUGGAUAGAUCAAUAGCAAAAAUGUUAUCAAACCAACAGAUUCGCAAUUUUUCACGCGGAGUUGGUCACUUACGUAGAAGAGCUGCAAAAAAUAACGUGAUAAAAGUUAGGCCUGAAGAGCUCCGCCCAUUUUUCAAUCAAUAUUCUGUUCUUCCGAAUGGAAUACAAAACGAUGCAGAUGCAAAGCUUUUUUCCAAGGAGCUCCAACCGGGAGAACGGAAACUUUUAUUUGAUGCUUUGAGAAAGAUCACCGCCGAUCAGUAUAAUGAUCACAAAAAGGUGGUAGAAGUUACUAUUGAUCAUGAAGAUUUAGUAAAAGUCUGGUAUAUAAAUUUCAUUCCAAUGUUCGUUUACGGAUGUCUCGAUGAAGCAUUUUUAAUCAUUGGCGGUGAAAGCAUCAACAAUAUCUUCUCGGUGUACAACGGCAUGUCAAUGCUUGCCUCUGCAGCUGUUGCCAACAUCAUCUGCAACCUGUUCCUCCAACUGCCUGCUGACAGAAUUAAUGAUGUUCUUGGGUUCAAAAAGCCAGUACUUUCUGUAGAUCAAAUGAAUAUUCCCGAAUAUCAAUACGCUGCGUUUGGAGCCAAGUUGAGUGGAUUAUGGAUGGGGUUAACACUUGGAAUGUUGCCAUUAUUCUUCAUCGAUGACAAUUUAGACAAUCGGGCUUCUGAUAAUGGAGAUUUAUUAGUAUCUGUGGCUAAUACGAACGGAGAUGAAUAUUGUGAACUGUUUUGUGGUGAUUAAAUGGUUUUGAUCUC